AUGCGUGGGUUGAAAGGCGGAAUGAGUGGCGUGCCGGGUAGCGAGUUGUUGUCGGCGUUGUUAAACCCAGAUGGGAACAAGCCGAAGUUGGACGACUGUGUGGCGCAGGUGGCGACGAUAGUAAUUGGUGAUAGCAGCGUGAUGGCUGUGAUGUUGGCGCCGAGCAGCUCGUUCUCUCCUUUCUGGAACGGCGCGUGGGACCAGUGGAGCCGGAUGAUGGUAUGGCGGCCGGCGUGGAUGAAGCCUAACGGGCGUGCAGAGGCAACAAUGCUAUCUGCGGUAAUACGAGAGCUUAAGUAUUGCGGGUGUGCGUGGGAGGCGAUUGUCUCGGUGUGUGGUGAGAUCUUUGGCGACGAGGUGGACGGGUUGUUGGGUCUCUUGAGCCAGGAAAAGGAGACGGGCGAGAAGGUCACCCGCAACAAAAUCUCCCGCGUCAUAACCCGGCCGAUAGAGGCUUCCGAAUUCGAGGAAAUCUGGGCGCUGGUGCCCGAGGAAUGGAGGCCCGUGCUGGAACGAAGAGCGAACUGGGAAAUCCCGAAAUGGCGGGACGUGGAGAACGCGCGGAUGGGCCCGCCUCGAGUCGCGGGAUGA
Messenger RNA from Gregarina niphandrodes, 591 nucleotides. RefSeq lists its product as hypothetical. The coding region runs from base 1 to 591 and encodes 196 amino acids. The record is from RefSeq and is a predicted model, not a curated record. The transcript has a single exon. Lineage: Eukaryota; Apicomplexa; Conoidasida; Eugregarinorida; Gregarinidae.